Molecule: messenger RNA, 2778 nt
Organism: Rhodotorula toruloides NP11
Lineage: Eukaryota; Fungi; Basidiomycota; Microbotryomycetes; Sporidiobolales; Sporidiobolaceae
Product: DNA mismatch repair protein MSH5
Exons: 23
Coding region: 1-2778 (925 amino acids)
Biological process (GO): chiasma assembly; mismatch repair
Cellular component (GO): nucleus
Molecular function (GO): ATP-dependent DNA damage sensor activity; mismatched DNA binding; ATP binding
Source: RefSeq, a predicted model, not a curated record
AUGCCGUCACUUGGCGCAGCUUCGGCCGCGCGUGCUGUGCAUCCGUCCCCGACGCCCUCGAUUUCUCAUCAGUUCGACGAAGCCAACUUGCGAAACAACGCCCGACACAUCCACUGGGGCGCUGAGGAAGUCUUUGAGGACGAUGCAAAAGCAGAGAGUGAAGGCGCGGAUGGAACGGAGGUGGAGGAGGAACAGCUCUCGGACGGUCUUGUCCUCGCCAUUACCGCUGCGAAGAGCAAGGUCGCCUGCUGCUACUUCGACCCUGCAAGCGACAAGAUCUUCUUCCUCGAAGACCAGCAAGACUCGCCUGAGUGGGACUUGACGGCUCUCGCCCUCGAGCAACUCGCACCAAAGUUCGUGCUCACAUGUGCUAAUGCCGAUGCCGACUUCCUCCAAGCGGUCGAGGAGAAGCUCUCGUCCCUCGCACCCGACAGCUCCAACGCUUCUUCACUUGGCCCCGAUGGAACGCCUGUCCGCAUCGAGUACCGCCCCAACCGCGACUUCUACGCCGGAAGCGGCAAGAACGCUCUCUAUCGAGUCCACAUCACCGAGGGAGGGUGGUACGCACCUGCUGAGGAAGAAGCUGUCGGAUCCGACUCGGGCUCGACGCACGACCAGCAAGAUAGCAACGACUUUGCUCUCGGCGACGCUUACGACUUCGGCCGCCCUCGUGCCAAGCGCAGGAAGCUGGGCUGCGCGGGUGCUCUCCUCGGCUACAUCACAAGGCAACGGACCGAGGCUGGCGAGCUUGAGAACGAUCUUUUCGAGGUCAGCGGACUUGAGCUGAUGCGACUCGACAAGGUCAUGCACAUCAAUUCGGACGCCUUGACCUCUCUCCAGAUCUUCUGCGAAGAGUCGCACGCUUCGGCGCACUCGCGCUCGACGAAGGAAGGCCUGUCUCUCUUCGGCAUCGUCAACAUCGCUCACACGCCACUGGGUCGCGCCCUGAUGAGGCAGUGGUUCCUCCGACCCUCGCUCGAACUGGACGUGAUCGAGUCUCGCCAAGCGGCCGUCGAGUGCUUCCUCCGCGAGUCGAACCAGCACAUCGUCGACGCCAUCUGCAAACACCUGCGCAACGUGAAGAACACGCCGCGCCAGCUGAAGGCCCUCGCGAGCGGAAAGAGCACGAUCAAGGAGUGGCAGGCCGCCUGGUCGCUCAUCUACGCCGCGAUCAUGAUUCGCGACGCCACAAGCCAGCUCGUCCACAAGACCGGCGUCGAGGUGAUCGACAAGCUCGCGGCAGCGUACGAUGUUGCGCAGAUCAAGGAGAUUGCCGACAUGAUCAACGACAUCAUCGACUGGGAAGAGUCGGCGCGGCAGAACGGCAAGGUCUGCGUUCGUCCCGGAGUCGACGCUACGCUCGACGAGCUUCGCCGCAAGUACAACGGUCUCGGUUCUUUACUGUCGAAAGUCGCGGUCGAGAUCUCGCAGGAAGUGCCGCCCGGUCUUGCCGGCGAGCUCUCGGUCGUCUACUUCCCUCAGCUCGGCUACCUGAUCACAAUCGCCUACGAGCCGGAAGUGACCGACGCCGGAAAGUACGGGCAGUUUGGCUGGGACUUCCAGUUUGUCACAGAGAUGCAGGCAUACUUCAAGAACGAAAAAUGCCGCGACAUGGACCGCCACCUCGGAGACUUGCAGUCGUUCAUCUCGGUCCACGCCCUCCUCAGCCAUGUCCUCGCGAUCCGCGACCAGCUGAUCGCCUCCGUCGCCAUCUUCUCCGAGCUCGACUGCCUGAUCGCGUUCGCUGAAGCCGCCAAGCUGUACAACUGGACGAGGCCAGUCAUGACGGAGGAGCCUGUCUGCAAAAUUCUCAAGGGACGCCACCCACUGUCGGAGCUCUGCGUCGAUACUUUCGUCCCGAAUAACACGUCCUUGACCGGCGGGCUCGGUAUCAAGCGCUCGCCCGACGGAGUGGACGAGAAGCCCGACUUGCAGGAAAUCUCGCAGGACGAGAAGAGCGUCAUCAUCGUUACAGGCGCCAACUUCAGCGGCAAGAGCGUGUACCUCAAGCAAAUCGCGCUCAUCACCUUCAUGGCUCACAUCGGCUGCUUCGUCCCGGCGGAGGAUGCACUGAUCGGCUUGACGGACCGGAUCAUGACGAGGGUCUCGACGAAGGAGUCGAUUACGAGGGGCUCGUCGGCGUUCAUGAUCGACCUCCAGCAGAUCUCCUUCGCCCUCCGCAACCUCACCCUCCGCUCGCUGCUCAUCAUCGACGAGUUCGGCAAAGGAACCGAGCCUGACGACGGAGCGGGCUUGUUCUGCGGCGUCGUUGACCACCUCGUCGGGCUUGGAAGCGGGACUCCUCGCGUCGCCAUCGCCACGCAUUUCCAGCACGUCUUCACCAACGGCCUCCUCUCGCGCCAGCUCCCCAUCUUCCUCGCGCACAUGGAGGUGCUCGUCGUCGAGCCGUCGCCUGAUGGACGCGAGAGGGAUGAAAGGAGGGGAGCAGGAAGGGAGUUUGACGAGUUGACGUAUUUGUACCGUCUCGCCCCAGGCCUCUCACUCUCCUCGCACGCCCUCUCCUGCUCCUCACUCUUCGGCAUCCCACCCUCUCUCCUCUCCCGCGCCGCAGCCAUCACGCACGCACUCUCGACUUUCUCGCUCGACUCGCUCACGCUCGGGGAUGAGAUGGGGAAGGACGAGAGGAGCGAGUUGUGUGAGGCGGAGCGGGUGGCGAGGAGGUUUGUCGGUUGGGAUGUGCCGGCAGAGGGGAAGGAGGAGAUGGGAGCGGAAGAGGUCAGGGCGUUGGUGAGGAGUUUGUUGGACGUUGAGGGAUAG